CAGCACCAUGUUCAACUCGACAACAAUAACAAAGAGCGAUCCAGAAUCAAUGACAAUAAGCAAGCUGACCCAGCGCAAGCCCUCGCGUCGGUCGCACCAGAAGUCGCGAUUAGGCUGCAGCACCUGCAAACGACGACACAUUAAGGUUUUUCCGCGGCCUUCCGAUCCCGGAUUCUCCAUUCCAUUCUAGUGAGUGAUUUUAUGCUAACGACUGAUUCAGUGUGAUGAAUUGUGGCCACAAUGUUCCAAUUGCAUGAACCACUCUGUCAUUUGCGAUUACUCUCUCUCAACGGACCCAAGCCGACCACCGCCAUCUGCAAGACCCGUUCAAUCUGAACUAUCGGGGAGAUCGGAGCGUCUUUCCAACUGGAUCUUUGUCCCAUCGGAGUAUCAGGCCACAUUGAAACGCCCAAGUCCCGACUCUAUUUCCAGUUCGAUGACCUUGAGUUUAACUGGCACUCAAUCCCCUCCUCCAUCAUCAUCCACUCCCCUAUCUGCCUCUCUACUCUCUUCCAAGCCCAGUUCCACUCCUACAACAUUUGAUUUCCAGGACUUCACCCUCCACCACCACUAUCUUACCUCAACCUGCUACACUCUCGCCGAGGAUGACGGCAGUCUCCACUUCUGGCGUGAUGAAGCCCCUAAAUUGGCAAUCACGCAUCCCUUCAUUCUGCAUCUCAUCCUCGCGCUAGCUGGUCUACACAGAGCCAGAAAUACCUCCCACAGCACACUUCCUGAUCCAAAGGGAAAUGGGUCCUGGCUCCUGGAUAGAGCAGAUAUGCAUCUCGCAGUAGGGUUACGUGGGAUCGCAUCCCUCGUCGGGGAUAUAAACCCCGGAAAUAUCCGUCCUGCGUGGGUGGGCGCUAUGAUUCUAUGUUUUUUGCCUCUGGCGCGGGGUCCCCGACCGGGGGAAUAUUUGUUCUUCACCAUUGGUGAUCAUCAUGAAAACAUGGCGGAGUGGCCUUCUUUGGUGAGAGGUGUGAGGACGCUUUGUGGGAUAUCGAAGGAUCUCAAGUCUUGGGUAGGGAACGGUGGUUCAUCUCAAAUUAGUGAGGGAGGCAAGGUGUCCGGAAUUGAAUACCAGAGAACGCUAGAGAGGUUGAGACAGUGGGUUAUUCUUCAAAGCGAAGAGCAGGGCGAGGUGAAUGGCUGGACUAUGAAGCACUGUUAUAUUAAUGCGAUUGCUAUGUUGGAGCGGAUGUUCAGUGAGAUGUGCGGGGAAGAACAUGAUACAGGAUGUAAGAUUGGCAGGCUGGCGAUGAUGGUUUAUGACUGGAUCUGUUGCUUUGAGCCUGGACUGAGUGUUUUCCAGAGGAGAGAGCCAGUGGCAUUGGUACUGCUGGCUUAUUUCCUGGUGAUCAUGAAGAUCCAUGAUAAGGUGUGGUUUGCUCGAGGGUGGGCUGAACAUAUCAUUGGGGGCAUUGAGGAAUGCUUGGGUAAGGAGGAUCGUCGGUGGCUACAAUGGCCGAUGGAGACAAUCUUUGGCCUGGAUGAUUGUGCAACCAAAAAGACACAGUCAUCCUAGUGCAGUGCCAUAAUAGUAAUAGUUCACCUUGAAUGUAUCCCCCCAACCGCAACCCAAGCAGUGACUAUCGUCAACCAGAAAGCCUUUUCUCGCUCAAUUAUGCCCCGUUCACAACAGCUCCAACUUAUUCCCUGACUUCCUCCUCAAGGUCCUCCAGGGCUAAAAUGUGUUCACUGACCAUCGGCACCGAACUAUCAAGAAAGGUUUCGGAUGAGGUAAUUCGGGAUCAAUAACAAAACAACGCCACGAAGGGAGAGAAGACACCAUUCGGACAACAUGGCCGGACAUAGAGGUGCCAAAGAGGAAUACUAUUGUUGAAGUUGCUGCAAGCGAGGAC
Molecule: messenger RNA, 1862 nt
Organism: Aspergillus neoniger CBS 115656
Lineage: Eukaryota; Fungi; Ascomycota; Eurotiomycetes; Eurotiales; Aspergillaceae
Exons: 1
Coding region: 254-1525 (423 amino acids)
Biological process (GO): regulation of transcription by RNA polymerase II
Molecular function (GO): DNA-binding transcription factor activity, RNA polymerase II-specific
Source: RefSeq, a predicted model, not a curated record